GCGCCGCUGUAUUCGUAGUACAACGAUAAGCUUUUUUGUUUUUUUACUUAUUCUGCUUUGUUUUCUUCAUAUCAUUCUAAUUCCCACGAAAGAACGCCCAGUCCGGUUCAUCAGAGGAUAGUUGUCGCUUAGAUUCGUGCCGGAGUGACUCGCAGCGUCCGAGUAGAUGCCGAAAAUUCAUCUUCGUUAAACACCGACUGAAACCCCUCUUGACUUCUUAAAAAAACAAAACCGUCCACUCGCGAAACUACCGAAACGAAAUUUCGUCGUAAAUUAUUCGGAUUACUGGCUGUGCGAUACUAAAAUUUACCCUGAUACGAAAAUCUCUCAUUAUCCAAAAUACGAAUCGGUCACCAGCCCUUCAGGAAACAAUCAUAUUUUUUAUUUUUACGUUAAUCCUCGCUCGACCAUUUCUUCACGCGUUUUUUCAAUAAAAAUUCAUAAAAUAACGAAUUUGUGACUACUUAAGUGAUCCCAAAGAGUUAGGCAACGCUACGGAGUGUAAAAAACAAAAGAUAUCCUGAUUGGAAGAUUUUUUAAUCGUAAAGAUAUAUGAUUACUUUGUAACAUAACAAUGGAAAAUAAUAAAACUAUUUGUUGUGAUUCGGAAUUUCGAAUUUGAGGACCAAAGUGACGUUUAGCGAUUUUCAUAGCCUACGGCUCCGUCGUCAGAACUGAAGAGUGUUCAAAUUAGCGAGUGAAGAAAAUAUUUUAAAAACAUUUGGUUGAAAACCGAAAAUUGGAGAUUGACAUUUAGAGGGUUACGAUUCGGUGAUGCACGUGAAGCAGACAUUUGAUUAUAGGAAGAGAAAUUUGAGUGACUCCGCAGAGUUCGAGAGACAGAGUCAGGUCGUAAAAGUUGCUGUACUCGGUUAACUCGAAUCGAGAAAAUUGUGACUUAUGGUGUAUCGUUAUAUGAGAAACGGAGAGAAGACGAGAUUGAGGAAGAGUGACGGAGAAAUAAGAAAACGGGAGGGAGAGAAAGCGCGAAAGAUGCGCCAGUAUAACGAAAAUAGACCGGGGUUUCCUGCGGGAGGUUAUGUGUAAAGUUGAGUGAACUGUACACCAGGAUAAACCGUAUAUAUUUCGGGAGAUCUCAGAGUUACGCGAAAUCCAAAAUUUUCCACUCGCGAGUGAUGGCUCUUCCCCGAGGAAUGAGUUUCAUCAAUUUUCCCAAUUGACAAAAAACCACAAGAAACGAAAGCGUUGAGUGGUAGGCAAGGAAAAAAAGGAGUGCUCGCACGAGUUUAAAGAUUUUUUGUGCUCCAAAAGAAUUGCUUCGCGAUGGUCCGCAAUGCCCAAUGAAUUAGCCUGAUCUACGAUGCUCGAUGAAAUUGUGGAGCCCAGAAUAUUUAAUUAUACCUCGAAGAUAAAGACACGAUAAAGAGAUAAAACUGUACGAAAAACAGUAGAUGAGGCGAAGAAUCGAGGUUGAAAAUUGGUGCCGAGGUUUCCACGGCGAAAUCUCGCGUGCAACGAUAUACACGCUGCGUAUAAAUUGUUCACCAUCUCUUCGAACUUUUAUUGUACAGGUUGGCUACGGGCUGAGGUCCAAAACGAUAAAUGAAUGAAUCGAGCGUGUAGGGAGAGAGAGGGAGAGAGAAAGAACGAGAAAAGAGCGUGAAGCUCGUUGAUAAAUUUAUUGGAUUACGAGGUUUUGACAUGACGUGUGGUAUUUUUUAUAUCUCUUUUAUUCGGUCACAAAAUCCUCGAGAAUUUGCGAUACAGCAAAUACGCGAGGGCGAGAAUUCAUAGAUAGAAAAACACAAAAUCAAGCGUGCGGUAGAAGGAGAGAGGCAGAAAGAGAUAAGUGAAAAGAAGAGAAAAAAUCUUGCUCUCACUCGCGUGACUGCCCAGCGUGAAAAUAACCGAAAACCGCCUCCGAGCGGAGCGAUGAUAGCUCCCACAACUUUUUCCCUCUUUCCUCCACGAACACGCACACUGCGAAGGUAGACGAGAUGUACUUUCGUUUACGUUGAUGAGAGAUGAUCCCGCGAGUCCGUUGACUCUAGUGAACUUAUAAUUGAUUAUAUCGUCACCAGUGACGUACAGAAUUUCGCUGAACCAGUGCGAGUUCCAAGUGAAACAAAAAGGAGAAAAGCGAAAAAUGCGAAUGAGAAACGUUCGAGUGUGAAAAUGUCUCGACGCGAAGAGUCCUCCCCUGUGAUGAAUGAUGACUCGCCGCCUAUUAGUUACACCCGCAAUCGAGAGACAGAAGUAAAAAAUUUCCAAGAACUUGGAACGGACUCCUCAAUUUAAAUGUGACAUUGAAUUCAGAGAAAAACUUUUUUCUCAUUUUUUUCAUUUUUCAUGAUCGAACGAGUACAAAAGAGUUCUAGAUUUUGGCUGAGUCAAUGAAGCGAAUGAACAUUUAAACCGACGGGGAAGGUCGAAAUAACGAAAUGUCGUUUUGCAGGAUAACGGGGAGGAGUAGGGGCCUCCCCAAACCUAAUUAUUUUCCUCUUUUGCCACCGAUAAGUCCAGCCGAUGCUAAGAGGUUUUGCCGGAUAACCGGAAAGUCCUAUGGCCUGCCAACUCAUCAUUACAUUCCUGUGCUCCUCGGUGUUCAUACCAACGACAAAUCCAAAUGUCGAAUUACCAACGUAUCUGACACACUCGGUCAGCAUCAUUAUACCGGCGGAUUAAUAUUGGGGGAGAGGAAAAAGCACGUUAUUCUGAAGGACUAUCGGUACGUUUUUCCUGUAUUGAAGGACGACGAUGAGCAACAAAAAGUAUUGAGAGAUUUACUGAGCGCCAAAGAAACGCGGGACGAGGAGAAAUCGUUGAAGUUCGUUUAUACGGUUGACGAACGCAGAUGCAGUUUAGUUUUCCCCGCUAAGUUAGAAGCCGCCGUUCGGGAUGGUGACGUCAGAGACGUCAUGUUGUCGCGGGAUUGUGACACCGUCUUACUCCGACUGAAACAAGGCAAAAACGUAUCCGUCGAUUUUCGUAAUCUCGACGUCUUCGAAGAUCUCUACGAUGGCCUAGGACCUCGCCAGGACGUUCUUAAAGAACGCGAAAAAUUGGAGCAUGAAGCGAAAAAACGGAAACGAAAACGCGCCGCGGGUCUCAGCUAUGCGAAAAAAAUAUUUGAGGAUAAGGAGAAAGUUGCCGAUGAAGAAGAACUUCGAAAAACAAAGCAACUUAAACUUCGCAGCAUCAGAGAAGAGACCAGAUUGAAAGACGAGGAAAAAUUCGUCAGAUGGAAACACAUCGAUUUGGAGAAUGCUCGUUCACGUGCUACACAAUUGACAACAACUUCGGAAAGUCGGGAAACAAUAGCAAAACAUUUAACAACGAGCUGUGAUUGGAGAGAAAUUGAUGGAAAGGCAGAAAAAUUCGACGGGAUGCCUUUGAUUGACAAAAUUCCUACUCCGGUUCAAGCUGAACCGGAAAUCAUAGAUCUUGAGGCAACCGAAAUGGGAGCGGUGAUAUCUCCAAUUUCAACUGAGACCGGUGGUCUCGAAGCCAUUUCCGUUGUCAAGCCAUUUGUUCCGUUGAACGUCGUUCCUGAUGCGGGACUUCAACAUGCUCUGGAAACGAUUCCUUCUCACGAAUUGGAAGAGACCGCCGAUGUAACGUCGAAAUUUUUAGCCGUUGGUAAACAGGCACUCGAAGUUUUGCCGAGAAUCGAAGAGAUACCAGAAUUGGUGAAGAACGUUGGAGAUGGAAAAAAGCACACGAUGCACAACGUUAAGGGCUUAAAGAUCGAUGUGGAGUCUGCUCAGAGAUUCGUAACUGGACAGACAGUUGAAACACCAUCCGGACCGAUAUUUGUUCCAGGGCAAACUCUUAAAACACCCAAAGGCAAUGCUUUCGUGCCUGGUUUCACGGUCCACACUCCAGACGGCCCUCUCUUGAUACCCGGACAAAUAGUUACAGUAGCAGAAAAAAGCGGUGAGAAAACACCGGUCUUCGUUGCCGGGCAAACCCUCCCUACUAAAUGUGGUCAACGUUUUGUUCAGGGGCAAACGAUCCACACGAGCGAAGGAGCCAGAUUUGUAACCGGACAAACCGUCCUCACCGAAGAAGGCCCAAAAUUCGUCGCCGGCCAAAUUGUAACGGAGAAUAAUUUCGUGCCAGGACAAACCGUUCUUACCCCAACAGGAGCAAGGUUCAUGCCUGGCCAAACGGUGACCGAUCAGCAUGGCGAACAUGUUUUCAUGCCCGGACAAAGCGUGGAACAAAAUGGGACUUGGACAUUCAUAGCCGGACAAUGCCUCGCAUCAUCUACCGGAGAAUCGAUGUUCGUACCAGGACGAACUCUGGUAACCCCGGAAGGUCCGCGUUUCGUAGCGGGUCAAGAUGUCAUUUCGAAUACAGGUCAAUCUCACUUCGUUCCUGGAAUCGCUGUCGACUCUAACGGCGGGCUUAAAUUUGUACCUGGAACUACCUUAGAAACACCACAAGGUCCGAAAUUCGUGGAAGGUCAAAUGAUGAAAACUCCGGACGGAGUGAGAUUCGUGCCAGGUUCUACAACAAGCAUCAAAAGUAGUGGGACCUUUGAAUUUGCAGCAGCCAAUAGCAUGAAUGACUUGGUGUUCAUGGAAGCAACUCCAACGGGAAUUCCAGUAGACCCAAAAACUGCAAGCGCCAUUCCACUUUUGCAGCAGCAAGAGGUGUAUGGUCAUAUGGUGCAAACGGAUGACGGGGUUGAAUUCAUUCCCGAAUGGACUCAGAAAUAUCCCGAAGGGAAAAGAAUCGUGCCGGGUCAACUGGUGCGCGGUGGAAAAGACAGUCCCAGGUUCGUACCUGGUGUUAUGACUGAAGAGGGAUUCUUGCCGGGCCAGAUAGUCAUGACCGAAAAAGGAGAACAGUUUGUCCCUGGCCAAGUCGUAGAUACAAGCACGGGUCCGAAAUUCGUGCCUGGGCGAAUGGUGGAAACUCGAAGUGGUUCCAAAUUCGUUCCAGGACAAACAGUCGAAACGGAAGAUGGUCCACGUUUUGUUCCCGGCCAGAUUGUCCAGACGAAAGUUGGCCCCACGUUUAUUCCCGGUCAGGUGAUAUCCAUGGAGGACGAAGGUUCGAGAUUCGUACCUGGGCAAGUUGUCGAUACGCCGGAAGGUCCCAGAUUCGUUCCGGGGCGAGUGGUAGAGUCAGGAAAACACGGCGUGACCUUUGUGCCUGGUCAAAUUGUACAAACGGAGGAAGGGCCGCGAUUCGUUGCUCCUGAUCUGACAGAUACCCCGGAAGGUGAGAUGGAAUUCUCCGUCCAGGGCUUCGAAGUGACUCCUGAAGAGUUGGGGCUCUUAAGACCCCAACAUCUCCAGUACAAUGCUCGUUCCCACAUUCAUCAAGGUGAAACAAGCAUCGACGCUCGCAUGCUGCGACAAUUGUCCGAAGCUGGAAUGUCAGUCGGUCGUAAAGUGCCAGCCAAUUUGCCGAAUGUAGAUGUCGACGUCGAUCCAACUGCUGUUGCUCUUGAACACGCAUUGGUCAUUGCUGAACAGUUAGGAUUGCGAGGGAACUCCGCAAUCCAAAUGGCACAGGUGACAUCGACCAUAUCACAAUUGGCAAAUAAUAUCGUGAAGCAACAACAGCUGCAGCAAUCAACGACCAUGGUAACGAACGGAAAGCAAUCGUCAGCUUGGCUCGUAGCUAAUGGAAAUAAGGAAAAUGGGAGUGGCGACAGUGGAGUGAAUUGGUUAACGGAGGCAGUGAAAGCUUCGAUAGCAGCUGCCGUAUUAGCGAUCACUGACAGCAGUGAUGAAGAAUCUUUGAAAAAUGGUGAGCCAACCGAUCAGAGCUACGUUCUGUCAUCCAUCAGCGAAGCUUUUAACGUAGUACUGCGACGAGGUUCAACCUCGAUCGAUCAAUCAGUCAGCGAGGUUCUAAAAAUCCUUCUCGUGUCCGAUAAUCGUACGACUCUGUGUCAGGAAGCGAUGCUUGAUCUCCUCGAAUCGAGUAGCAAUAAAAUUGAUAUUCUAAAGUCAACGGUAGUGGGACAAACUUUAAAAGAUGAUAUUGUCAUGGAGAGAUUAUCAGCGGUUUUAGACGAGGAAGUUGGCAGCGAUCUGGUCGGUUCGGCAUUCAGAAAUGUUUCAAGAGGCGAUCCGGAAUUGGUUUCAAGAGUUUUGCAGAGAAUAUCCCAGGAAGUAGGUGGCGUAGCGACGGAAAAAGAAGCUGCGGAGACUCUUCACAAGGCGAUUGUCCACGCGGUGGGUGAAUCGAGUGAGUUGCGAGUGAAGGAACUUUUGAGUGACGAGGGAUCGCAGGUGAGAGAAUUGCUUCUCCAAGCUGUAGGGUUGGCCAGAGCCCUGGGAAUGUCUUCCACAGCCAGCAGUCUUUUGGCGGUUAUAAGCGACGACGAGUCCACCCAAGUUUUGGCUGGUGACAAGUUGACUCUGGACAUUCUCAAGAGAUUGACAGUGAUGAGAAAAUUGGCCGAGGAAAGGCCUCAAUUCGUCAGUGCGUUGAGAGACUUGUGCAGCGAUCCAGAAUUGGCCAGAACGGACCCACGCUUGAGAACUCUUGUCCGAGAAAGCGCCGCAUUGAUGAUUGUACCGGAGGAGAUUCCGCUCAAGUCCUCGGUCGACGUGCCGUCUUCGCUCUUGCGGGCGGAAAACAGCCUUGCAAUGGAGGAGUUUUUGAUGAGACGUAGACACGGACCAUCGAAAAUCUUUAUGAUCCUGAAGCAGGGUAUUCAAGCUGUCGUACCGAGAGAAGCUUCUCGAGCUGUGCUCACGGGUCAGGUCGCUUAUACAGUCCUCGAUGAAAAUGGCAUUACAUAUUUCGAGCCUUUACACGUUUUCUCUGCACUUCGUCUGAACAAACCAGCCGCCCAUCGCUUUUCAAUGUAUGCAUGUCCCGUGGCCGGUGACGAGGAUUAUUUCGAUGCCGAAAUGACAUCGACCUUGACCAUCGGUAGCGUAUCAGGAACGUCGACCAACAGCCCAGAUGGUUCUUGCAACGGAAACUUCUCUGGCUUCCAACAACAUUAUCGGCAACAUCAAGAAUGCGCCACCAACGGUGGCGUCACUUUGACGAGAUCCGAUCGUACUGAAGAAAUAUCUUCGAGUCCCGAAAACACACCGAGCUUUCGUAAGCUCAGCAGCCUUUACGCCGACAGCUGCUAUGACAGGAAAUCCGUGGAAAAUUUUAUCGUCAUCAAGGAUUACGUCGCCGAGGACGAUGAAGGAUUUUCCGUGAAUGUCGGUGACAUCGUCGAAGCCGUUGAUUAUUUGCACGAUUCUACCAAGAAAUUGAAGAUGGACGCGGAUUUAGAGGUUGGCCAUAUCGGCGAACGAUUGGACAACUCAGCAGCUAAGCACAAGUUGUCAAUACGACCGAGAAGGAAAUACGUGGAUCCUCGAUCUCGACUGAUCACAAGAUCGAAUUCAGACUCCGAUAUCCAUAGAGCACUCGUCCGGAAAAUCGAUGGACGCGAAGGAUGGCUUCCAGUCUCGAUUCUCAUGCAAACAGCCCUCAGCGAGGACAGCUCGACUCUCACGAGUCACCAUCGACCCGAAGACUCCCAAUACCGAAGAGAAGCUGUCGUCAAGGAAUUGGUCGAAACGGAGGAAGAGUUUGGCAGGGACAUUCAACAGGUCGUUGAAAGAUAUUUGAAGCCACUGGACACUCCGGGAGUGCCGAGAACAGUUCGUGACAAUAAAGAAAUCAUCUUCACGAAUCUCAAACAAAUAGCUGAUUUUCAUAACACAUCUUUCGGCAGGGUUCUCAUCGAGGGUGUAAAGUACUAUGCCGACCAGCCACGAAUGCUCGGAAAAACAUUUUUGAGAUUGGAAAGAGAUUUCGACAAGCACGUGGCUUACUGUCGAGACGAGCCUGCAGCUCAGGAACUUUUACAAACGAACGAGCAAGUCCGAGAAUAUUUCGAGGAGCUGAGCCAGACCCUCGGAGACGACAAGAGCGUUUCGGAACACCUUAAGCUUCCGAUACAACGCAUCAACGACUACCAGCUCCUACUCAAGGAGCUGGUGAAAUAUUCGACCCGGCUAGGCGAAAAUUGCGACGACCUCCAGAAGGCUCUGGAGUUGAUGCUUGGUAUUCCCCAUAGAGCGACCGAUAACAAGUUCAUAAGUAAUAUCGAAGGCUACAAAGGGAAUAUUCACAAACUUGGACGACUGUUGACUCACGAGUGGUUCACUUUCAUCGAGAAAGACGGCAAGAGCAAGGAGAGAUAUUUGUUUCUCUUCAAAGCUCGUAUUCUCGUGUGCAAAGUACGACGGAUCUCAGACGACAGAUCAGUUUUCGUUUUGAAAGAUAUAAUCAAAUUGCCGGAAGUAGAAGUAAAGGAUCAUCCGGAAGACUUGUGUACGUUCGAGCUUCACAGUCCCUCGGGUGCAUCGGGCUAUCCGCUGACGCUCGUAGCGCACAAAGAUCCAGUGAAGAAAUAUUGGCUCAAGGAGAUCCGAGAGUACGCGAGCGACCAGGUGGCAUUGGCAGAGCACGCGGCGGACGAUUUGCAACUGUCAGAAGUGCCGGAGACUGGUGAAGAUCAAAAAGAUCGGGUGAGGCCGGAAGGGGCGAGGAUCGAGCCACCGAAGUUGAAACCGGAGGAGCUAAAAACAAAAACCGAACCUUCGAAGUCGUUGGCAGCGAAGCCAGAAGCGACUAAGGCUGUGGCUAAACCGGAAGUCCCCAAGGAACCGGAGGCUGUCAAAGCAGCCCCCAAACAGGAAGCUGCUGUACCAGCUCCUAAACCGGAAACUGUUAAACAACCGGAAGUGGUCAAACCAACUGCUGGACCGGAAGCUCCAAAAAUAACGGAAGUUCCCGAAACUAAAGCUCCUGAGAAAAGACGAGACAGUAAAACUAAGACCGAAGACACGGCCAGCAAAAAAAUCAAAACUGAAGAAGAAAUGUCGGGCCAAUUUUCUGCCAGUAGUCGCUUCAGUGCGUCUACGCGAGUCGUCGAGGAGUAUUCAUCGGUGUCGAGUAGUCGUAAUGCCGUUUCCUCGUACGUGGAAUCGUCAGUAUCGACUGCGGCCGAGAAAACGUCCUCGUCGAGUUACGCGAGCGCCGGAAAAGUGACUGAAACAUCGAGCUCUUACGAAAGCGCUGUUAGUGGCUCUUCCAUGAGCGCUGACACCAAAGUCGAGAAGCUCGCACUCAGCGCCACUGAGACUGGAAGGCCCGUUUUCGUUAAGACCAUCGAGGGCAGCACUGCCGAACCAAUGCGAGCAAAAAAGGGUGUGAUACACAUCAUAGCCGGUGAAAAUGCUUCCUUCGAGUGCACCAUGGCUUCCGGUACCGAUACUACCAAAAUGCAAUGGUUCAAGGACAACAAACCUUUGUCGGACAAACUCGCCGAUCGUGUCGUCAUCAGCUCGACCGAAAAUACUUUCAAACUCACCAUCAAACAUGUCCUCGAAGCUGAUUCCGGUAUUUACACUGCUCGAGCAGCGAACGGGGAUGGAAAAGCUUCUUGCACUGCUCAACUCGUAGUGCAAAAUCUUACGCCGGAAGAAAAGAAAGCUCGAGCCGAGGCGAAUGCACCAAUUUUCCUGGUCAGUUUGAAAGACACCGAGCUACUGGAAAACACUUAUCUCCGAUUCAUGAUCAAGGUUAAAGGAGAUCCGAAUCCCGAACUCAAGUUUUUCAAAGACGACGUGCCGAUAGACUCGAAGAACGAGCGCGUGAAGAUCGUGACGGAAAAAUCCGAGAGUGGUUUUUACGAAGUGGUGAUAUCGGACGUGCAGAAGCAAGACGCAGGAAAAUAUUCGUGCAAAGCAAAGAAUCGCUUCGGUGAGGCGAGUUCUGAGGCGACAGUGUCAGUGACGGAUGAGAAGACGAUAUUCGCAGGUCUCCCAGAGGGUUUCUUGGAGGCGGGAACCGAACCGAAUUUCAAGUGGUUGAGAGAUGGCAAACCGUUCGAUCCGGAGGAGAGAUUCAAAGUUUUGUUCGAAGACAAAGAGGACACUUUGGCGCUGGUUUUUCAGCAUGUCAAGCCCGAAGACGCCGGUCUGUACACGUGCGUGGCGCAAACGAACACGGGAAACAUAAGCUGCAGCGCGGAAUUGACGGUCCAAGGCUCGGUGAAUCAGUUGUUGAAGGAUCCGGCGAAACCGGCGCUCGGAACGGAGUCAAAGCAGUCGGAAGUGAGCGCAGGUGGCUCCGCGAUGCUGGAUCUUCAAGUAAAGGGCUAUCCAAAACCCGACAUUACAUGGACCAAGGAUGGCCAGGAAAUCGUCGCCGGUGGGCGAAUAAAAUAUCUCUGGGAGGACGAAGAAUCGCUCUCCCUCGUGAUAAAAAACGUGACCGUUCAAGACGCAGGCACUUACGUGAUCCGAGCGAAAAACGAACUGGGCGAAGACACUACACAGAUCGAGUUGAUCGUCAAAUCAGCUCCAAAAUUCGUGAAAAAGAUGAGCGAUUUCUCGUCCUACAUCGAACAAGACGUCAGCAUGAGCGUACAAAUCGCUGCUUCACCGGCACCCGACGUCAAGUGGUACAAAGACGGCCAACUCCUUCAGGACUCCGAUCGAAUAACCAUUAAAAAAGAAACCAACGACACGUACACCCUCAACAUCAGAGAAGCUCGACUCGACGACGCCGGCUCUUAUUCCGUCGUUGCCAAAAACGAAAUAAGCCAAACUUCCGAAUUUUGGAAGUUCGAUGUCAAGUGCCCGCCGAAAAUCACCAAGAAAUUGGGCGAGUCGAGAAUCGUCAACGAAGGAGAAACUCUCAACUUACAAAUCGAAGUCGAAACCUUCCCCGAACCCACUGUCGUUUGGCUCAAAGACGAAGAAAUCAUCGUUGAAACUGAACGCAUCAAAAUUACCUCCGACGGAGGCAAACACGCUCUCAAAAUCACUGGCACUGUCAGCACCGAUGCUGCCACUUACAAAGCUGUCGUUACCAACAAAGAUGGAAAAACCGUCGAUCAGACUGGAAUCGAGGUUCGAAGUGCUCCCCGGUUCAAAACCCAAUUAUCGGACGUCACGGCGAAGGAAGGUGACGUCGACGUCGCCCUUGAGGUCGAAGUCGGUGGUUUUCCAAGGCCGAGUGUUCAAUGGUAUAUCGGAGACGUCGAAAUAACGGAAACUCGAAAAGAGUUCACGAGGGUCGAAGAGGGUGACAAUUACAAACUGAUAAUCAAAGAAGUGAAGACCGAACUGUCCGGAAAGUACACGUGCAAGCUGAAAAACGAGUACGGGGUGAAUUCCAGCAGUUCGAACUUGACGGUUAAUUGUCGUCCGAAGAUCGUGAAGAAGUUGGUCGACGUUAAGUGCAAAGAGGGCGAAACCCUCAAGCUCAAAGUUGAAAUUUCCGGAACACCUGAUCCCGAAAUCAAAUGGUUCAAGGAUGGCGAAGUUCUUGAAGUUUCCGCUGAUGCGAGGAUCAAAAUAACUCGGGACAAACAACGCAAGGAAAGCUACGAUCUCACGUUGAACCUUCUCAAGGGAUCGGACGGCGGCGUUUAUGAAGUCAAAGCCGAAAACGAAAUGGGCUCCAUUUCGUGCAAGAGCAAAGUCAUCGUUUUGACCAAGGCGGAGGAAGCUGCGAUCGAGGAAGCAGAAAAAGCGAAAAAAGCCAAAGAGCUGGAAGCCGAGGAAAGGAAACGGGCCGAAGAAGGACCGGAAGGUCCCCUGAGAACGGAGAAACAGAGCGUUCAAGUAAUUAAGGGAGAAGGCGAUACGAUUACGAUUUCAGUGGCAUCGACGACGACCCACGAAGCGUUGCUCACAGGUCCCGACGAGAGGCACACGAUUAGCAAAAUGACAUCGACUAAGGUCGAGUUUCAGGAGUUGAGUUCAGAGGGUCCGAAGUUCGAGGAGAUCGCAUCGUACAGUUACACGUUGCACGAGGACAGCGAAUCGAAACCGUCGAACGGUAUGUUAAUCGAAGAGUAUUCGGAAAGCGAUGAAAAUUCGAAAGCAAGGUUGAAAGUAAAUCGCGGCGUUUCUAUCGUUUCGAUGACGUCCGAUGACGAGUCGACGCUCAAAGCGCUGUCACGCGACGUCAGUUCCGAUGAUAUUCACAACGCCGAGCUCGGAUCGUUGAACGGAAUCCACGAGGAGAUUUUUACUCAAAAUGGCAAAAUAAUCGAAGAAAAAAGUAUUGAAAACGAAACCCCGUAUGGGGCGAUGCGGUACACCGAAACCAUAAUGGAAGAACGAUCGAUCGAAGAAUCUUUGUCUGGAAAAAUACCGGUCAGAACCGAAAUCGUUGAAACUUCGAAAACACAUCGAGCUUCGAUCGUCGAAGGACGAUUUUCUCGACAAUCUUCCAAGGAGACUCAAAAAACUGUCGAUAACGAUGACAACUCCGGUCCGGUGAACGGAACAUUUUCUAGACAAUCCUCCAAAGUCCAUGAGCCUCGGACUCCCGAGAUCCAAAAUGGUAGUCUGUCUCGACAGUCUUCAAAGAUAUCAAGAGUCGACUCGAGCGAAGAAGAAAUUGCGAAAAAGGUCGAUCUCGAAGAGCCCCAAACUCCGCAAAUUCAAAAUGGCAAUUUAUCUCGACAAUCUUCCAAAAUAUCGAGAGUCGAUUCGAUCGAAGAAAAAGUUGCGAAAACGGUCGAUCUGGAAGAGCCCCGAACUCCGGAGAUUCAAAAUGGCUAUUUGUCUCGACAGUCUUCCAAAAUAUCAAGAGUCGAUUCGACCGAAGAAGGAGUUGCGAAAAAACUCGAUCUGGAAGAGCCGCAAACGGCGGUGAUGCAGAACGGAAAACUUUCUCGAGAAUCCUCAAAAAUCUCACGCCUUGAAUCCGCCGAAGAAAAAAUGGUGACUAAAAAUGAUCUGCCAAAAAGUGAGGCUGGAAUUCUCGAAGAGGGUAAAAUGUCUCGACAGAGCUCUAAAAUUGGAAGAUCCGAGUCGGUCGAAUCAUCGAAAGGAAAAAUCGACAGCGUUUCCAGACAAAACUCACAAAAAGCAACGAUAGACAAUGACGAAGACAUCGAUCCUGAAAUGGAAGCACUUUUCGAUCGCAUUAAACGUCAGCGAAGCGUUCUCAGUGAUAUUCUCGAUAAGGAAGGCGAAAGCGAAGAUUCAGCUGCCCCAGCAAUCGUGAGUUCCGAUUUCGCCGAUUGUACGAUUUACGAAACUCAGAGUGCAACGUUCACGAUAAAGGCAUCCGGACUGCCCCGACCCGAUGCCAAAUGGUUCAAAGACGGAAAACCGCUGAGAGCCGCUGACAAAGCCAAAGCUGCCUAUGCCGGCGACACUCACACACUGACCCUCAACAAAGCGAUGGAAACUGAUACAGCGCUCUAUCAAUUGGUCCUCACGAAUAAACUCGGGGAAAAAAGUAUCGAUGCUUUUAUCGAAGUUGGACCCGAAAGCGACCUCAGGAAGGCCAAUUUCACAACACCUCUCGCUGACAUUAAUGUUGAGAAAGAUGGGACCGGAGUUUUCACGGCGGUUCUCACUGCUGAUCCGGUGCCUGACGUUGUUUGGUCGUUGAACGGCAAAGAAAUAUCGCCGGAGGACGAGAGAAUUCGUAUGGAUCUUCAGCAUAAAACAGUAACCGAUCGUCUCGAAGAAUGCACGAUAACUCUUACGAUACCGAAUUGCGGGGUCGAAGACAUCGGUAAAUGCUCGGUCAAAGCUUCCAAUAAGUGGGGCGAGGCCAGUUGCAGUGCCGAUCUCGAUCUCCUCAUACAACCUGAGAUCCUCGAGUUCAAAGACAUAAACGCUGCCGUGGAGGAACCAGCUAAAUGGGAAGUGACCAUUAAAUCAAAUCCGAAAGCGAAUUUGACGUGGGAAAAAGACGGCCAAGUUUUGGACGACGAGACGAGAUUCGGAGCUGAAGAAGACUACAAAAACAUGAAAUAUCGCCUCGUGAUGAAACAAGUCCAGUACGAAGACGCUGGACGGUACAAAGUCACCGCAACCAACUACUUGGGCGAAGACACCGCUCAGGCCGAAUUGAUACCUUACACCGAGCCACCAACCUUCGUCCAGGGUCUCGUAGACGGUGCGGUUCGUUGCGAUCUUGGAAUCGAGUUCAAGAUCGAAGCAGCUGGAAUAGCACGACCAAAGGUGAAAUGGUAUUUGAACGGUGACGAAAUAGUGAACGACAGUCGCCACACGAUUGAGACAAGGACCGAGGAGCACGUGUUCAGUACACUGAAAAUUCGGAAUUUCGAAGCUUCGGACGAGGGAGAAUUGUCCUGCGUCGCGACGAAUCUCGCUGGUAAAUGUACAUCGAGAUGCAACGCUUCGAUGAUUCGCCUUUCGCCAACUUUCGAGUCGAAACUACCGAGGUCAGCUCAAAUCGACGAGGGCCAACCACUGGAGCUAACGGCACAGGUCGACGGAAGUCCUUAUCCAACUGUGGCCUGGUACAAAGACGGCGAAAAAAUAGUGCCCGAUGAGCACGUGAAGAUCGAAAAGUUACCAAACGGUUUGACCAAGCUCACCAUCGAUAAAGUACUGCCUACGGAUUCCGGGGCUUACAAACUCGUCGCGAAAAAUUCCAAUGGCGAGAAUUCGGCUCUUUGUGCAGUCGCAGUCAAACCUCUACCGAGAAAACCAUCGUUCGAGAAGCCCUUGGAAGAUGUGCACGUCGUCGUCGGCGAGCCCCUUAAACUGGAGGCUCAGGUCGUAGCUUUCCCAAGCCCAGAAUUGCAAUGGUUCAAAGACGGUCUGCCGAUAAGGCCAUCGAAAGAGAUCGAAUUUAUCAACGAACCGAAUGGGCUCAUGGGACUUUCGAUUGACGAAGCGAGAGCCUCGGAUUCCGGAACUUACGCCCUCGUCGCCUCGAACAAACAUGGCGAAAUAACUGGAACAGCGAACGUUGAGGUCGAAGAAAAGGAAAAACAACCCGGCUUCCUCGCGACUCUCCACCCUGUCAAAAGCGUCGAAGGCUUCGCUGCCAAGUUGGAAAUAAAAACUGUGGGAAAACCCAAGCCUACACUCAAGUGGACUCACAACGGAGAAGAAAUCAUUCCGGACGGUAAGCAUCUGAAGAUUAUUGACCAACCGGAUGGGACUCAGGCAUUAUUAAUCGAGAAAGUGAGACCGGAGGAUGGAGGGGAUUACGAAGUGGUAGCAGAAAAUUCCCAAGGUGCGAUAUCGAGCAAAGGAAGUUUAGAAGUGAUACCGAAGGGUCCGAGGGAGGGACCGGAGCAAAAGCCGUCGUUCCUCAGUCCGAUGCGAGAUGUUUCGGUGGAGGAAGGCGAUGCCCUGAUCUUCAGUGUGCCUUUCGCCGGGAAUCCAAUACCGGAAGUCUCGUGGACGAAAGAUGGAAAGCCAUUGGAAUGUUCUGAUCGCGCUAUAAUAACUUGCGACGGUAGUAAAAUCGGUUUGGAAAUUUAUCCUAGCGAAAUAAGCGACGGUGGAACUUACGGGUGUGAAUUGAAGAGUCCACUCGGUGACGACCGAACCAGCGCCCACGCGAUCGUCCGCAAGGUUUACCAAAAGCCACAUUUCACCCAAACCUUCACCGACCUCCAACAAGUCGCCGAUUUCGAUGCCAAGUUCAUGGCCCGUGUCAGCGGCGUUCCCAUGCCCGAUAUUGCUUGGUACUUCAACGACAAACCGAUCAUUCGCGACACUGACAAAUACAAAAUCAAAAGGGACGGGGACGCUUGUUGUCUUUAUAUCAGAAAUUGCGCCUCGGCCGAUACUGGACGUUACAAAUGCAAGGCUGUCAACAAAGACGGCGAGGCGGAAUGUCAAGCUCGGCUGAUCGUCGUCGAUGAAAUUGACAGGAAACAAAAGGUCGAGCCACCAUCCUUCUUGAAGAAAAUCGGUGAUUGCGAAGUCUAUAAAGGAAUGACGGCAAAGUUCACGGCUUGCGUAACCGGUAAUCCGGAGCCAGCCUUCGAGUGGUACAGAAACGACGAGAGAGUGUGGCCGACCGAUCGUAUAAAAAUGGAGGAAGAAGGAAGCGGUUUACUGCGCUUGAUUAUUCAGAACGUUGAGGAACACGACGUCGGUAAAUACAGCUUAAGAAUCUACAAUCCCCAUGGAGAGGAAACUUGUCACGCAGAAAUUCGUUAUGAAACUUUGGAGCCCCGAACGAAGAAGCCACUGGCAGAUCAAUACCAAGAUUACGACAAGUACCGAAAAUCAGGAAUUCCGUUACCAUUGGCCGACCGUCCGAUAAUAAGUCGAAUGAUGGAUCGUCACUUGACAUUAUCGUGGCGCCCAUCGAUACCCAUUGGACCACGUGUACCGGUGACGUACUUGGUCGAAAUGUGUGAAUUACCGGACGGCGAUUGGUUCACAGCACGCACGGGAAUAAGAAGUUGCGUUUGUGACAUAAGAAAUUUGGAGCCUUUCAGAGAUUACAAAUUCCGUAUAAGAGUCGAGAACAAAUACGGGAUAAGCGAUCCUUCGCCAUUCGCUCAAACUUAUCGCGCCAAGCUCGAGCCUGAUCCGCCUAAAUUCCAUCCUUAUUUACCGCCUGGCAUUGACUUCCGUCCCGAGACCAGCCCCUACUUCCCUAAGGACUUCGACAUCGAACGUCCACCCCACGACGGUUAUGCUCAAGUUCCACGUUUCCUCAGACAAGAAUUCGAUACUCAAUACGGCGUGAAAAAUCACAACUGCAAUCUUUUCUGGUUCGUUUAUGGUUAUCCAAAGCCAAAAAUGACUUAUUAUUUCAACAACGAACUCAUCGAGUCCGGCGGUGGCCGUUACGACCAAACCUACACCCGCAAUGGACAAGCCACUCUCUUCAUUAACAAAAUGCUCGAACGCGAUGUUGGCAUGUACGAAGCUGUUGCGACCAAUGAACAUGGGCAGGCCAGGCAAAGAGUGCGCCUCCAAAUCGCUGAAUAUCCUACCUUCGUUCAACGACCUGAAGAAACUGUUAUUAUGAUGAGACGUAAUGGACAAAUCCAGGCGAGAAUUAUCGGUAUUCCUUAUCCUGAAAUCAAAUGGUACAAAGACUGGAAACCCAUCACUGAAACCAGCAGAAUUAAGAUCGUUUCCCUGGAGCCUGACAUAUCGAUCCUCAUAUUGAACGACGUGAUAGCAAAGGACACGGGAUUGUAUUCGAUCAGUGCGAGAAACGUCGCGGGCUCGGUUUCGAGUUCGGCGAUGAUACACAUCGAGGAUAACGAACACGAUUACGGUUACCGAACUUACACGCGUCUGAUCGACGUGAAACCACGCGCUAAACCAUUAGACGAUUUCUACGACCUGGGAGACGAGCUGGGUCGGGGAACACAGGGAAUAACUUAUCACGCUGUCGAGAGAACUACCGGAAACACUUUCGCAGCGAAAGUUAUGCACGGAAAGGGUGAAGUUAGACCGUUCAUGUACAACGAGAUGAGCGCUAUGAAUCAUCUCAGCCACCGAAAAUUAUUGCGUCUCCACGAUGCUUUCGAAACCGACGGAUCUUUGACUCUCGUUAUGGAAUUAGCCGGUGGUGGUGAACUCGUGGAUAAUUUAACCAAACAAUCCUACUACACCGAAUAUGAAAUAGCUGGAUACAUCAGACAAGUCCUGCAAGGAUUGCACUACAUUCACGACAACAAUUGGGCACAUCUCGGACUUACUCUCGGCGAUCUAUUGAUUUCUCAUCCAGGAGGAGACGACUUGAAAAUCGGUGAUUUUGGUCUAGCUCGAAGAAUCGCUUUUGGUAGAUUGAUGACUCUCGUUUACGGAAUGCCCGAGUACGUUGCGCCGGAAGUUGCUAACGGUGAAGGAGUCAGUUACGGCGCCGACAUGUGGUCCCUCGGAAUAAUCACUUACAUUUUGUUGUCCGGAGUCUCGCCUUUCCGGGGUAUCAACGAUCGAGAAACGCUCACUAAAAUCAAAGAAGGCCACUGGGAAUUCGAGGAAAGUUGGUGGUGCAACAUUUCCGAAGAUGCCAGAGAUUUCAUCACCCGUUUGCUCUGCUACACCGCUGAAGGACGGUUGGACGUUGUUAGAGCUCUCCGUCAUCCUUGGCUCAAUCUCGCAGAUAAACCUCACGCCGACGCGUACAAAAUACCGUCAGAGAAUUUGAAAAAUUACUACAAACUUUAUCGAGAUUGGUACAGCAACGCUUCCUGCCGUACGUGGUAUCGUAGACGCAGACUGAGCGGAGCCUUCGAGCAUCCUUCGAAAAUGGUCUACCCACCUGGACAAAAAUACACGCCUGAGCCCAGCCCUGAAAGGAGUUACAGUCCAUCGAAAAAGCCAACAACGAGAACGUGGGAAAACCGCGUUCCUUCUCGUGAGCCAAUUGACACUGAAAUUGGAAUGUUUUCCAAUGAGAGUCACUACCAGAAUGGACCCGAUACUUAUCUGCUCCAACUCCGAGACACUGAUUUUCCAGUCAGGCUUCGCGAAUACAUGAAAGUAGCAAACAAUCGUGGUGCUGGAUUUGCAAGGACGAUAUGUGACGACAAUUCCUAUGAUUGGAGGACUCCAAUAAUUCGAGAACGUCGUCGUUUCACGGACGUAAUGGACGAGGAAAUCGACGAUGAGCGUAAAGCCCGAAUAAAUAAUUAUGGGGCAAACGAUUGUCACACGUUGAGGCGUUUGAGACACGAAUUGGGUACAAGAUUGGACAGUUACGCGGAGGCCGAAGCGAUGAUGGAAACGAAAAAAGGUGGAAAUUUGCCAUUUUUCCGUGAAAAGCCACAAAUAUUACCGAUCGAGGGUGGCAAAUGCGCUCAGCUUUGUUGUCUCGCCGUUGGAAAUCCAAGACCGGCUAUACAGUGGUUCAAAAACGAUUUAGUCAUCCAGGAAGGCAAUCGUAUUCGAAUUAUCGAAGACACCGAAGGCAGAUCGAUGCUCAGUUUCAAUCCGGCUCGAGAACAUGAUGUUGGAAUUUAUAAAGUCGUGGCGAGAAACAAAGUUGGACAAACGGUCGCAAGGACGAGAGUCGUUUUGGCCACGGUGCCCGGAAUCCCUAAUGCACCCGAGGUUGGCGGUGUAUCAGAUACGGAAGUAUUAUUGCGUUGGAAACCACCGAAGGACGACGGGAAUUCGGAGGUAUUGUGUUACAAUCUGCAGUACAAAGCAGGAGAUGCGAUCGAGUGGAUCGAUGCAGCGAGUAACAUAGACCACGAGUUUUUCUUGGUUCGCGAUUUGGUACCGGAGACGAGUUACAAUUUCCGUUUGGCAGCGAGAAAUCGUAUUGGCUGGAGCGAGAAGGGAUUGUUGACAAAUCUCGUGCAAACGAAACCGGCUGGGACAGCAAAAUUGCAAAUAACGAGAGCGAUGAGACAUCUUCAGGCAUUAACGGAAAGCGGACAGGAAAUAGUUCUCGAAGAGGACAAGCCACACAUCGAUUAUUCGGUCGAAGAUCAGCCCUUGGAUUGGACAAUAGAUACUCAUUUUACUGAACGUUACAGCUUUAUAUCGGAGGUUUGCAAAGGCCAAUUCUCCAGGGUUGUCAAAGGCUCCGAAAAACUCACGGACAAAAUGGUCGUCGCUAAAUUACUCGACGUAAGACAGCAACUCCAGGAACAGGUCGGUCGCGAAUUUCAAGCUCUACGAUCAUUGAGACACGAGAGAAUAGCCAUUCUCGAAGCUGCUUACUGGGCUGCCGAUUCACCCGUUGCUGUCCUCAUCCUCGAGAAGCUCCAAGGCGCUGAUGUUCUUACAUAUCUUGCUAGUCGUCACGAAUACACGGAAAAUUGUGUCGCAACCAUUAUCACUCAGGUUCUCGAUGGACUCCAAUAUCUUCACUGGCGUGGCUACUGCCACUUGAACAUUCAACCGGACAACGUUGUAAUGGCAUCGCUCAGAUCGGCACAUGUGAAAAUAGUCGAUAUGGGUGAAGCCCGUAAAGUUUCGAAGCUCGGUACCGAAAUACCGAAAGUCGGACACCCGGAGUAUCGAUCGCCCGAGGUCGAAAACGAGGAAUUGUGUUAUCCACAAACUGACAUCUGGAGUGUGGCUGUUCUCGGUUACGUUCUCAUGUCCGGAGCUUCACCCUUCCGGGGCGGUGAUCACAAUGAAACGAGACAAAAUAUUUCUUUCGUUAGAUACAGAUUCGAGUAUCUUUUCAAAGAAAUCAGCCAGGAAGCGACCAGAUUUUUGAUGCUUCUGUUCAAACGAACUCCGAGCAAACGACCAACAGCAGAAGAAUGCCACGAGCACAGAUGGCUUCUGCCAACUGAAUUCAUGAUAAGAAAACGUGAGAGAGCGAUAUUCCCAGGCAGCAGAUUGAAAAAUUACAACGAGGAAUAUCACCAGGAAAAAAAUAAAUUAGCUUCGAGCAACGACAGUUUGGCUGAGGCUUUCGGCGCGAUUCGUCAGUUGAACAGAUCGAACAGCAUACAGGACGAGCUCAUUACGUCUUACGAAGUUGAAGAGUGAAAAAGAGCUUUUUCCAGUGAAAAUCAUUGUAAUAUUGAUGAAAAAAUCGUAACCGCGAUUCAAUAAUUGCGCGAAAAGGAAAAUUACAAAAAAAAAAAAAUAUACGAAAGAGCUCCAGUGCUGAAAAAAAUGGAGAGCACUAUGAUAAACGACGAAUUUGUGAUUUUUUUCUUUCUCGUCUUAUUCACCACAAUUUUCUCCUUUUUUUUUGUUAAUUAUUUAUUUGUUACAACUUGUAAUUAUUUCUAUGGCGGCCAUUUCGGCGUCUUCGUUUCGUAGAUUUAUUUUUUUGCUCGUGAGAGAAUCGAAAUUGUUCUUUUUUCUUUCGUUCAACUUAAGUAUAUCGGCCCCUUUUUUCCGACACAUGUACAAUAUUAUCCAUCGAAAACGACAUUUAUCUGUGGUCUCAGAACCAACAUAGAAAAAAAAUAUGCGCAAUUUUUUUGAAAUUGUACAAAAAAUAAACAAUGCUGACAUAUCGAGCAACAAAACUUA
Molecule: messenger RNA, 20669 nt
Organism: Venturia canescens
Lineage: Eukaryota; Metazoa; Arthropoda; Insecta; Hymenoptera; Ichneumonidae
Gene: Obsc
Product: Obscurin
Exons: 37
Coding region: 2403-20174 (5923 amino acids)
Biological process (GO): protein phosphorylation
Molecular function (GO): ATP binding; guanyl-nucleotide exchange factor activity; protein kinase activity
Source: RefSeq, a predicted model, not a curated record